Molecule: messenger RNA, 2080 nt
Organism: Amphibalanus amphitrite
Lineage: Eukaryota; Metazoa; Arthropoda; Thecostraca; Balanomorpha; Balanidae
Product: peptidyl-prolyl cis-trans isomerase FKBP4-like
Exons: 8
Coding region: 296-1705 (469 amino acids)
Molecular function (GO): peptidyl-prolyl cis-trans isomerase activity; protein binding
Source: RefSeq, a predicted model, not a curated record
AGAUGGCGCUUCUGUGACGAUAAGCAACGAAACCGGUCGUAUGCUUUCAAUUUUAUUCGUCUCAACCCUGGUUGCCUAGCAACCUACUUAAAGUUUCCAUUUGCAGUCCAGUAUCCCGGCAACUGGUAGUGUUUUUUACAUUUGCUCUGGUACUGUGUCUGUUUUUGAACACGCAUAGAGUGAUUUAUUUCGCUUCUGUCGGGUCGGAAGUCUGCCAGUUUGUCGUCGCCGUGCAGCGUGGUCGCCGGGUCGCGUAUUUUCCUAGAAGCAGCCUCAGACCUCGCAUCAUCUCACAAUGGGUGAGCAGACCGACAGCGAAGCUCCGGCUCCGGCCGCGGCCGGCUACGUGCCCGGCCCCAAUGCCAUCGACAUCUCCGGAGAUGGAGGUGUGAUGAAGGAGGUUCUGCGCGCCGGCACCGGCGACGACCAGCCCCAGUCCGGGGACAAGGUGUUCGUACACUAUGUGGGCACCCUGGCCAGCGACGGAUCAAAGUUCGACUCCAGCCGAGACCGCGGCGACAAGUUUGACUUCACACUCGGCGAAGGCCAGGUGAUCAAGGCCUGGGACCUGGGCGUGGCCACGAUGCGUCGGGGCGAGCUGGCGAUGCUGACCUGCCAGGCCGAGUACGCGUACGGCGCCAGCGGUAGCCCGCCGCGUAUCCCGCCCAACGCCACCCUCUGCUUCGAGGUGGAGCUCUUCGACUGGCGCGGAGAGGACCUCAGCCGCAAGAAGGACGGCGGCAUCGUGCGCAGACAGGUGGAGAAGGGCGCCGGCUUCGACACGCCCAACGACGGCGCCACCGUCGAGGUGUCGCUGAGUGGCAGCCUGGACGGCCGUGUGUUCGACGAGCGUGAUGUGACGUUCGUGCUGGGCGAGGGCAGCGAACACGGCAUCUGCCCAGGCGUCGAGGAGGCGCUCGAGAAGUUCAAGACGGGCGAGCGCUCGCGCCUGACGCUGACCGCCCCGUAUGCGUUCGGCGACGACGGUCAUGCGGAGUACGGUGUGCCGCCCGGCGCCACUGUCCAGUACGAGGUCAAACUGAAGAGCUUUGAGAAGGCCAAGGAGCGCUGGGAGUUUGACGCCGCUGGCAAGCUGGAACAGGCCAAGCUGUACAAAGAGAAGGGCACCAACUAUUUCAAGGCCGGCAAGUUCCAGCUGGCUGAGAAAAACUACAAACGCUGCGUCGAGUUCCUAGAGUUCGAGACCAGCUGGUCUGAGGAGGAGAAGCCGUUGGCCAAGGAGGUGGAACUGGCCGGCCACCUCAACCUGGCCAUGUGCUACAUCAAGCUGACAGACUACGUCCAGGCGCGCGCCCACUGCGACAAGGCGCUGGAGAUCGACGCCAACAACGUGAAGGGACUCUUCAGGAGGGGACAGGCGCUGGCAAAGAUGAACGAGCCGGAGCUGGCACGGGCCGACUUCCAGCGCGUGAUACAGCUGGACCCGCAGAACAAGGCGGCCGCCCACCAGGCGCAGAUCUGCGCACAACAGAUCCGCGCCGCUAAGGCGCACGAGAAGAAAAUCUAUGCAAACAUGUUCGAGCGGCUCUCGAAGAUGGAGGAACGCGAGUCGCCCGCCAAGAAGAACGAGGACUUCCAGAUCGGCCACUUUGAGAAGAGCGGCGAGUCGGCGCCGGCCGGUGACGUCGGAGACGCGGCACCCGCGGCACCGCCGGCCGACACGGAGGAGGCCCCCGCCUCGUGAUCUCGCCCCGCGCGGCCGUCCCGCCCCACCACUAGUCGCCGCGCACCGACCGCCGCCGCCGCCCGCCCUCCUGCCAGGGCGGCGGACCAUCCGGCGGCCGGGACCCGGCCCGCCGCCGGGCUGCUCCAGCCCCGCGUCUGACCCGCCCCGGCCGGUGGCGCCCCUCGCUCCCCGCCCGCCCCAGCUGCCGCCCCUGUUCCGCCUUCCGCUUGCUCUCGUCUUGCCCGUUGGUUGCGCAGAUCGACUAACGCCGCCGCCGCGGCGGCGGUCUCGGCAAAUCACUCAUAGUGAGGCAGAAAGACUCGGAGUCGGCCUUUUGUUUCUUGUCCAUGUGUGUGAAGCGUACGAUUAAAUAAAUACAUUCCGGUUCGCAUG